UUGAUGAUCUCGAGUUCCCUUGCGUUUUGGGUCUCCUCGAGAGUUGGAGUUCGAUGCCCAUUGUUAUGUGGAGUUUAAUUGCGAUCUGGAGUUCGUAGAGUUCGAGUUCUCUUCUUCGUUGAUCGCGAGUUCGUGCGAAGACCUGUCCUACGAGAGUCUCGACGACGGAUCGAGCGGCUUCGACGAUGGAGACGGCGACGGCGACGGGGACUCCUCCUUGUGCAGGUCUAAUGGCCGAGAACAAAGUUUAUGUCACUGUUUUCUUUGGAGGUAAGUUUCAAGUUGGAUCGCCAUUGGAAUACGUAGGUGGAAGGGUUGAUGUUAUCGAAAUAGGCUUAAAUAAUGGUUCAUUGUCCAAUAUAAUUGAAGCUAUUGAGGCUUUGAGUGUGCGUGAAAUAGAGAAACUCUUUUACAGAGUUCCUGGAAGUACAACUCUUAAAGACGGGCUAACUUUUAGGUAUUUAUGGGAUAACUCUGAUGUGAUAGAUCUAUUUUAUCAUCAUCUGCGUUUUGAAAAUAUUGACCUAUAUGUUGAGCAUGUUGAUGAUGAAGAGAUGAAAACUGAAAUGGAAAUUGGAGGUCUGUAUAAUGUGAUUGGGAAUAUUGAUGAUGACGAGAAUUAGCUUGAGGUUGCUAAUAGGGAUCUAGAUGAGGGGGAGGAUGAUGAUGCAUGUAAUUUAGUGGAUGUGGAACAAUUGAGUGACGGUGAUGGUUUUGAACUGGCUGAUGCAAGGGAGAAAAUUAAAGGAAUUU
This is a messenger RNA of Syzygium oleosum, 753 nucleotides long. RefSeq lists its product as uncharacterized. The record is from RefSeq and is a predicted model, not a curated record. The transcript is spliced from 2 exons. The coding region runs from base 186 to 623 and encodes 145 amino acids. Lineage: Eukaryota; Viridiplantae; Streptophyta; Magnoliopsida; Myrtales; Myrtaceae.